AUGCUUUAUAGGCAGCGACUCUUUCCCAAUUGAAUCUGUUAGACGUCUUUUAUUACUUCUCUCCAAGAUGGUGGAUGUCAGUAACUCAACAGAACGGGAUCCACUCCUUCAGCGGCCGGGGUCUUCCUCAAGUCAUUCGUCAGCAUCAAAGUCCUUGGCUUCUGUGCCAGAUGCGGAGCGGAAUGGAAAGGAUGGAGCAGUUGACAAGAUUUCAGCGUCUAGAGGAGCAUUGAUUUGUUGCUCAAUUGGUCUGCUCAUCUUUCUCCAAGCGACCAAUAUCUCCAUCUUGACAACAACCCAGUCCUCAAUUGCGGCAGAUCUAGACGCAUUCGAGAAGGCAAGCUGGCUGACGUCUUCGUAUCUAAUAGCCAUGUCUUCCCUGGCCCCAUUGAUGGGACGACUAUCCCAGCUUUUCAGUCCUCGUCUUUGCAUGUUCUUUUCCACCCUUGUCAUCUGCUUGGGUACAAUCAUUACCUCCACUUCCAUAUCAUUUGAAAUGUUCAUGGUUGGCCGUGCAUUUACUGGUGCUGGCGCCGCCGGUGUGCUCAUCGUAGCGACCAUUAUCGUCAUUCAAAUGGCUAGCCCGAAAAAUCGGGGGAUCUAUAUUGGGCUAGUGAACUCUGGAAUGACUGUGGGAGUGUCUCUUGGGGCAAUCAUUGCAGGCGCAUUAGUCCCUAAAAUUGGAUGGAAACCUCUCUUUGGUAUCCAGGCUCCAUUAAGCCUGGUGGCUGGCUUUGGUCUUCUCGUCGGAAUCCCCCCAAACUACAUUGCCACACGAGGCGAGUAUGCUAAUCUAUCCCUACGAGGAAAGUUAGCGCGGCUCGACUACAGCGGGGCCUUACUUCUAGUUUUCACAAUCAUCCUCUUCCUCCUUGGUCUAUCUGGUCCUCGCAUCCUACUAAUACCACUCGUCCUCUCUGCUGUUCUUCUACCAAUCUUCAUCUUAAAUGAGAUCUACAUCGCCAAAGAUCCCAUCAUUCCCAUCAUGGUUCUCAAAUCUCGCGGUACACUCCUCACCUGCCUUGCCACGGUUGGUUUCAUGAUGGCGCGCUGGACAGUCUUAUUCUACACACCUGUGUAUGCCCUUGCUGUUCGAGGUUGGUCGCCGGCUGCUGCGGGCUCCAUCCUCAUCCCAACGAAUGCGGGAUUUGCGAGCGGAGGCCUCCUCGUAGGUCUCUUCCACAUCCGUCGAAAUGGGAGCUUCUACCUUCCAAGCCUGAUAUCAAUGACCCUGUUCCCUGCUACGCUUCUUGUGUUAGCGUUCAUGUCGACUGCCGAGAGUGCUUGGGGAGGAUACGUGGCUGUCGUGUUCUGUAACGGCCUUCUUACUGGGGCGGCUUUGAACUAUACACUAGUUCACUUGUUGCAUUUGACGCUAUCAGAAGUCCAUCCUAUUGUGCUCUCCCUCCUCGCCACUUUCCGGGGGUUUGCAGGUAGCUUCGGCUCUGCGAUUGGCGGCGGCCUCUUUGCACGCAUCCUGAAUCGAUCGCUAGUUGAUGGAUUUGCUGAUGCUGGACUCAAGCAUCGAAAGGAUUUGAUCAGGAGGCUCGUAGGCAGUCCAGCACUUGUGAGCAAUUUGGAGGGAAAGGAGAAAGAGAUUGCCGUGAAGGCGUAUGAGUCGGGGCUGAAAGGCCUUUUCUUAGCCGGCCUAGGAUUAGCGAUCAUCGUCGCUGUUGUUCAAGCUGGAACGGGAUGGAAAGAUCCUGCGAAGACAGAGGCUGAAGUGAGGAUUGAAGAGGAUGAGGUCGAGGAGGAGGAGGGCUUGAUUGGUGGGUCUUGAUGAAAAGUCGGGUACAAAUACGGGACCAUUGAAC
This is a messenger RNA of Lindgomyces ingoldianus, 1814 nucleotides long. Its product is annotated as MFS general substrate transporter. Gene Ontology annotation, cellular component: fungal-type vacuole membrane. Gene Ontology annotation, biological process: basic amino acid transport; transmembrane transport. The coding region runs from base 68 to 1780 and encodes 570 amino acids. The record is from RefSeq and is a predicted model, not a curated record. Gene Ontology annotation, molecular function: basic amino acid transmembrane transporter activity. NCBI's taxonomy places the organism in Eukaryota, Fungi, Ascomycota, Dothideomycetes, Pleosporales, Lindgomycetaceae. The transcript has 3 exons.